AUGUCGUUGGUUGGAACCUAUCUUUCCCUGUUAGGAACAUUCACCGGCGCUUCCGAUGGUCUCGUUAUGGGAUGUCCGACACACCCCACUGUGUCCGGGAAGCCUCAUGACCAUUUGAUCACGAUUAGCUUUGCUAUACUCCUGUACAGUGGGAUGGCCAUGAUGGUGCUGUCUGUCUACUACGGGCUUCGUCGAUAUUGGCGAUCACUGAAACGAAGUCCCUUGGUGAAAGUUUUUUACCGGGAUGGCACGGUUUACUUCAUUGCUUUGGCGGGAAUGUCGAUUCUGAAUGGGGUCGCGGCACUCUUACUUCCAUUGCAGUUUCGGCUCGUAAUGACGACAUGGUCGUACACACCACCCUGUGCACCCGGAUGA
This is a messenger RNA of Coprinopsis cinerea okayama7#130, 375 nucleotides long. RefSeq lists its product as hypothetical. The record is from RefSeq and is a predicted model, not a curated record. The coding region runs from base 1 to 375 and encodes 124 amino acids. The transcript has 6 exons. NCBI's taxonomy places the organism in Eukaryota, Fungi, Basidiomycota, Agaricomycetes, Agaricales, Psathyrellaceae.